AUGACAUACAAAGGCCGACCCAUUCGCAUUGCAGGUGCCUCUGGCUCUGCCUCCGACCGGCGUCAUGCUAUCGCUGACUUUGCGCGUCACCAUCCGACCGAUCCUAUCGAUGUCAUCAUUGCUGAUUUCAUGAGCGAGUUUAACAUGGCCACUGCCGCGGGUCGGCGUGUGGACCAGGCGACCUCCAAAGAACCAACUGCUCCAGCCUACGACCUCUCCUUCCUAGAAGCACUUGAGCCAGCUCUGGAUGAUUUGGCCAAGUAUGGAAUCAAGCUCGCAGUCAAUGCUGGAGUGACUGACACAAAGGGUCUCUACGAGGUGGUGAGGCGUAUGGUUGAGGCAAAGAAGUUGGAUUUGAAGGUUGCAUGGGUUGCCGGGGAUGAAGUGCUAUCCACCGUCCAAGAGGGAUUGACAUCCGGAUCUGAAUUUCGCAACGUCUACACAGGCGAGCGAUUAGCAGAUUGGCCAUUCGAGCCCAUCUAUGCCCAGUGCUAUCUCGGUGGCCUCGGUAUCGCGGCUGCGCUCGCAGACGGUGCGGACAUUGUAUUGUGUGGGCGGGUCUCGGAUGCUUCACCUGUCAUCGGGGCUGCUUACUGGUACCAUGGCUGGCAGCGAGAUGAGCUUGACAAACUGGCGAAUGCGUUUGUGGCAGGCCAUCUAAUCGAGUGCAGUAGCUAUGUUUGCGGGGGCAAUUUCACAGGCUUCAAAGCCCUAGAGCACGCAGAUGGAGAUGGCUGGACUAAUAUCGGAUAUCCCAUCGCCGAGAUAUCUGCCGAAGGCGACGUCGUGAUCACCAAGCAGGCCCAUUCCACCGGUGGUGCGGUAACUGUUGAUACUUGCACGUCCCAACUGCUCUAUGAAAUACAAGGGCCUUGGUACUACAACUCCGAUGUCACUGCGGUCCUCGAUGGGAUACACUUCUCGCAGCGCGGCGUCAAUCGUGUCGCUGUUCAUGGUGUUCGAUCCGGGCCUCCUCCGCCCACCACCAAGGUUGGUAUCACCGCGCGAGGUGGGUUCCAGGUAGAGGCAUGGUGGUUCUUGACCGGUCUGGAUAUCGAGGCCAAAGCUCGCAUGCUGGAGGCACAAGUCCGCCAAUUGUUGUCACCCUAUUCGGACAAAUAUACAGCGCUCAAUUUCGAUUUACUGGGCUCUUCCCUCUCUGACCCGCCCGACCAGAACCGCGCUACCGUGCCACUGCGCAUCGUCGUACAGGCACGACAUGCAGAAGACCUUGCACCGACACGGUUCCUCAAACCCAUCACCGAUAACAUCAUGCAGGGAUACCCUGGCGCUACUUUUCACUUGGAUAUGCGCCAGGGAUUCCCACGUGCCAUCUUCGAGUAUUAUGUCACUUUGCUGCCCCAAUCUGCAGUCCAGCACCGCGUCCAUAUGCCCUGGAAACCGACAGCAUCCACACAGACUCUCGAUAUCUCGCCUCCGGUAAACACCAGGACCUAUCCAUCACGCCAGCCCUCGCAGCCCGUCACCCACACUGACAGGCCUGUUGACCUUGCCCGCGACUUUGGGCCGACAACUCGUGGCCCGCUAGGCUGGAUCGUUCAUGCACGCUCUGGGGACAAGGGUGCUGACGCUAACUGCGGCUUCUGGGUCCGUCACCGUGACGAGUAUCAAUGGCUGCGGGCGUUGCUGUCUGUUAAAAAGGCGCAAGAGCUUCUGGGAGAGUCCGCUCGGGAGAAUACGAAAUUGGCGAUUGAGCGCUUUGAGUUGCCUAGCCUUCAUGCGGUGCACUUCCUGUUUCGCAAUCUACUGGACCGGGGCGUCGGUGUGACCACCACGGUCGAUUUCCUUGGGAAGAAUGUGGCGGAAUAUCUGCGGGCGCGCCAUGUUGAUCUCCCUGUGCGAUUCUUGAACCGUGGGAAGCUGUAG
Penicillium samsonianum is the source of this 1887-nucleotide messenger RNA. RefSeq names its product acyclic terpene utilization AtuA family protein. Lineage: Eukaryota; Fungi; Ascomycota; Eurotiomycetes; Eurotiales; Aspergillaceae. The transcript has 3 exons. Bases 1 to 1887 code for a protein of 628 amino acids. The record is from RefSeq and is a predicted model, not a curated record.